AUGAAAUCUUAUAAAGUGAUUAAACUAUUGAAUGGACACAAGAGUCAAGUAAAUAGUGUUAAAUGGGUUGCGAAUAGCGAUCAUCUGGUAAUCAGUUCGUCGGCCGAUAAGACGGCAAUCGUUUGGGAUUUAAAUACAUAUCAAAUGAUUUACCGAUUGAUAGGACAUAAAGAGUCUAUUAUUUUGAGCCAUUCCUAUCAGUUGAGUGACAAUCGGUUGCUUUCUUUGACCACAUCUACCGAUAAAUGUCUUAAGAUAUGGUUGAAUGACAAACAAAUCGCGGAAUUAUUUGUCGACAGACACGAAGACUGGAUUCGUGCCAUCGAUGUGUUGGAGAUUAAAAAUAAGAGUCUAAUGAUCGCCACAUCGUCUCAAGACUCGUUCAUUAGAGUCCAUCAAAUUGAACGCAUAGAUGACAGACACCACUCAGAUAUGAAUAGUUUGAUCUUUUCGGCCAAAACUAAAGAUGUAAGCAAUGAUUAUUCGGUUCGGUUGGAGACAGUAUUGGCCGGACACGAGGGUUGGGUCACUGAAGUUCGUUGGCAUGAGUUUUCUCACAAUAGAUUUCAAUUACUGUCCGCUUCAAUGGAUAAGACAAUGAUCUUAUGGCAGUCACCCGAAGAACACAAUUUGGAUGAUCUCUGGAUUGAAUGUCUCAGAGUUGGAGAAAUUGGUGGAAACACAUUAGGCUUCUUGGGAUGCGCUUCCUCUACACAGUUUAAUCUGAUAGUCGGUCACAGUUUUAACGGCGCGUUUCAUAUAUGGAGAUGUGUUGACAAUGAAUGGAAACCUGAUAUUGCUAUCAGUGGACACUUCGAUGCCGUAACUGACAUAUCGUGGGAACCAAAGGGCGAGUAUUUGUUGAGCUGUUCGGCCGAUGAAACGACACGAUUGCACGCCAUUUGGAGCUCCAGAAGCGAUGAUAAAAUUUCAUGGCAUGAGAUGUCGAGACCUCAGAUUCACGGCUAUGGCAUUAAAUGCAUAGCAAUGAUAGAUCGACACACAUUUGUUUCGGGAGCCGAUGAGAAAGUGCUUCGUCUCUUCAGAGCGACCAAAUGUUUUGCCCAAAGUUUGAAACACAUCUCAAAUGUUGACAUCUCUAAUGAUAUGGAUGAGAAGGACGUGCCUCACAGCGCAACUGUCCCCACAUUAGGUCUGUCCAACACCGCGGUCUAUGAGCCGCAACAAGUGGACCACGAGUUUAAGCCUACGAUAUUAGAAGUGCCGCCGACUGAAGAGUCACUUCUCCAGAACACGCUUUGGCCCGAAAUUCACAAACUAUACGGACAUGUGUUUGAAUUGUUUAGUGUGGCCUCUAAUAGAAGCGGAACACUAAUAGCUUCGGCUUCGAAGGCUAGUAAAGCGGAAAACGCGGACAUAAUUCUGUGGGACGUAAAAGAGGCUAAACUAUUGUCGAGACUUUCCUCCCAUCAGUUGACUGUCACUCGAAUCAGAUUCUCGUCUGACGACAGAUAUAUAUUGAGUACAUCGAGAGACAGAACGUGGUCUCUCUUCCAACGACAGGACAAUGGAUCAGAUUAUUGUCGAAUCGGAUUUACAGACAAAAAGAAUGGAAUCCAUUCUCGUAUUAUAUGGGACUGCGCUCUCACUCCCGACUGCAAACACUUCGUUACCGUUUCUAGAGAUAAGAGUGCAGUGUUUUGGACAAUUGAUUUGACCAAUAAAUGCGCUCAAAAGUCAACGUUAGGACCCGUGACAGCCAUCGGCCCGCCUCUCAGUCUAUUGGAUUCAAUAACAACUGUUGAUAUUUGUGACAUCACUGUUAAUGAUAACUAUUUGGUUGCGUUUGGACUCGAAAACGGAUUUAUUAGCUUUUAUUACUGGAAUAGUCAAACAUUUUGGUCUCAUUUACUUGAUAUCAACGAUUGGUACGAAUAG
Molecule: messenger RNA, 1899 nt
Organism: Medioppia subpectinata
Lineage: Eukaryota; Metazoa; Arthropoda; Arachnida; Sarcoptiformes; Oppiidae
Source: the annotation of a GenBank genome assembly